GGGCAGGUGUCGCCGGCAGUGUCGGUUGCCCGGGGGAUGAGCUCGGAGAAGGGAAACGUGUCGCGCACGCGGCCCCAGCGCUACCAGAACGCGCGCGCCUUCAGGAACGACAAAUACGACACCAGCGCCCGGCGCAAGAAAAUAAAUGCUAAGCUUCAUGAUGGAGUGUGUCAGCAUUGCAAAGGUAUCUUGGAGUGGCGAGUAAAAUUCAGCAAGUACAAACUACUAUCACAACCUAAAAAAUGUGUGAAGUGCCUUCAGAAGACUGUAAAAGAUCCUUACCAUAUUAUUUGUCGACCAUGUGCUGGUAAACUAGAAGUUUGUGCUAAAUGUGGAAAAGAAGAAGAAAUAGUAAUUCCGAUUGAUAAAGGACAAGACAGAACUGAGAGUGUGACUGCUAAAAAUGGCCAGAAGAGCAGUGGAUUGGAAGAUGAGCUGGAUUUUCAUACAAACUUCAGUAGCGUAGACAGUGAUGAAGAUUCUGAAGUGCUUGAAGAACGAUUUAAAAGUAUGAAUUUUGAAAGGACAGAGAUGUAAAAGGUUGAGUUUAUAUGAGAGACUGUGUACAAUCAACAGUGGUAAACCAAUGUUUGCCUUAAAUUGCUCUGAAAACCUGAUUUGACAUCUGAGGUCCUUGCAUAUAAAUGUUGGCACUGUGUAUUAUGACACUUUGUUGGGAGUUUUGUAUAAAUAAAUAUUUUUUUGUAUUAAGAGCAGAAUUUCUUGUGAAAGGAUUCAGAAAUUGAAUCUUUAAGCAUAGUUACUUCUUACAUACAUGUAACAACUUCCUGUGUCUCUGGAAUAAAGCAUCUUUAUGUAAUUGUUCUAAAUUCAGUAUUAUGUGAUGGUUGUAUUGCCACUUGGAAAGCUACAUGAAAGUCUAGAAUAAAUACAGAGUCUUGUCAUAAAAAGGAAGAGCUAUACCAGCUGUAAUAGUUUGCUGAGGGAAAAACUUGCCACUUCUGUCAGUGAGUUUCCAUACAGGGUCAAAAUACCAAGUGGCCGUUACUCUUAUGCCUGUUGUUUCUUUCUCUGCAAAAAGGGAGGGCCUAGAUGCCAUCACCAGUACAGUUCUUCAGCAGUUAACACUUAUUUACUGUAUAUAAAUAUGCAUUACAAAUGUGUGACCUUGUUACUACCAAUGUUUUGAAAAGAAAAAAACUGAAGACUUUAGAAUUUCUCAUAACAGGUCUCACACUUCCUUUUCCUUUGACUGUAUAUCUAAUGCAUGCAGAUCUGAUAUGAAAACACUUGUGUAGUGAUGCUUAUAUAGUUACUCUUCCUGCUUUUGAGUUCUUUCUAGGGGUUAUUUCAAUGUAUAUUAAGCUGUAGGAAGAACUUAACUGAAUUUGCAGUAACUGUCUUUUAUGGAAUUCAGGAUGAUUUGAUUUCUGUAUUGUCUGCUACCUCUAUAAAUAAAGCUGAAGAAGUA
Grus americana (Whooping crane) is the source of this 1432-nucleotide messenger RNA. It is a transcript of the gene CZH9orf85, whose product is annotated as chromosome Z C9orf85 homolog. Lineage: Eukaryota; Metazoa; Chordata; Aves; Gruiformes; Gruidae. The record is from RefSeq and is a predicted model, not a curated record. The coding region runs from base 37 to 537 and encodes 166 amino acids. The transcript is spliced from 4 exons.